Messenger RNA from Thlaspi arvense, 1224 nucleotides. The record is from the annotation of a GenBank genome assembly. NCBI's taxonomy places the organism in Eukaryota, Viridiplantae, Streptophyta, Magnoliopsida, Brassicales, Brassicaceae.
AUGAUUCUUCGGAGGCUCGUUGUCUCUGCGGCAUCGAACUCAAAUCCCAGAAGAAGCCAAACACUUUCUUCUUCUUCUUCUUCGGCUAUUCGAUUUCUCUCAUCUUCUUCUGAUAGAUAUACGCCGUCUCAACGAUACUCCUCCGGUGACGAUAAACUCGCCAGGCUAAGGCACAAGGACUGGUUGGCGCCAAACGAGGUUUUGAAAAUCUUCGAAAAUGUCAAAGAUCCGAGCUUUCUGAUGCCGGCUUACCAACAUUACUCCAAGCGGAAGGAUUAUCAACCGACGGAAUCUCUCUACGCCCUUCUGAUCAACAAGUUCGGAGAAGCCAAGAUGUUCGACGAAAUCGAAGAGGUCAUGAGAGCUGUGAAGCUCGAGAAAGGGUGUUGUCGCUUUUCGGAGGACUUCUUCUACAAUUUGAUGAGGAUAUACGGGAACUUAGCCGGAAGAAUCAACCGAGCGAUCGAGAUUCUGUUCGGCAUGCCGGAUUUCGGGUGCUGGCCAAGCCCCAAAAGUUUCAAUUUCAUCCUGAAUCUACUCGUUUCCGCGAAGCUGUUCGACGAGAUUCAUAAGAUCUUCGUGAGUGCUCCUAAGCUGGGUGUGGAAAUCGAUGCUUGUUGCUUGAAUAUACUCAUCAAGGGACUGUGCGAGAGUGGGAAUCUGGAUGCUGCACUCCAACUGCUCGACGAAUUUCCUAAACAAAAGUCACGGCCUAGUGUUAUGACUUUCUCGCCUUUGAUCCGUGGUUUCUGUAAUAAGGGCAAGUUCGAUGAAGCCUUUAAGUUGUUGGAGAGGAUGGAGAAGGAACGUAUUGAGCCAGACACCAUCACGUUCAACAUUCUGAUUUCAGGUCUAAGGAAGAAAGGUAGGGUUGAAGAAGGGAUUGAACUUUUGGAGAGAAUGAAGCUAAAAGGGUGUCAGCCAAACCCUGGGACUUAUCAGGAGGUACUCUAUGGUCUCUUGGAUAAAAAGAGGAACUUGGAAGCUAAAGAGAUGAUGAGUCAGAUGAUUUCAUGGGGUAUGAGACCCAGUUUUCUCUCCUACAAGAAGAUGGUUCUGGGUCUCUGCGAAACCAACUCGGUUGAGGAAAUGGACUGGGUUCUGAGACAAAUGGUGAAUCAUGGUUUUGUUCCAAAGACAGGGAUGUGGUGGAAAGUUCUUCGCUGCGUAGUUUCGAAGAACAAUGACUCUCAAGCAGAUUUGGAUCGCAUUACUGAUUACUGA